AUGGUUCUGCCAGACGAGGCGCUGGCCGAAAGCUGGCCUCCAACGCAUCAAGCACUGGAAGCUGCCAGAGGCGAGGUGGAGCCCGCCUUCGACAUCCUUACGUGUGACGAUCCAAAGCUGGUCGCGGACGCACUCAGCGAGGUAGUGCCAUGGAAGCGAAAGAGGCUCCACCACGAGUGGCUCCACACAGCAUGCGCGCACCUGCGCACCCUGCUUCCUCAGAUGGAUCCACCGGAUAUCCUCCGCGUGAUUUUGGCGUUUGGUGAGCUCUACACGAAGCGCCGGCGCCACAGCCUGCUUUUCCAGGACUAUGAGACCUACACGCAGCUCUUCCAGGCGCUGCCCACCGAUGUGGCGACGGAGAAGAGUCUGCUGCCGCUGCUGAGGUGUUACCGGCGCAUGGGCGUGAUCCACGAGCCUUUCGUGGGUGCUCUUUGCAACCGCGUCGUGGAGGGCGAGGUGGAGCUGAACCCCUCCCAGCUGUCGGAGCUGGUUCAAUCAACAGCCCAGGAUCCAUGGAGAGCUGAAGAUCAGAUCUCCAAGGUCAUGUGCCCGGUCUGUUUCAAAGACUUUCUCGCAGUUUUCGGCCCAAUGCAGAUCAUACUGGAUUCUGCAGGCGCUCUGCGCGGCCGCUACUUGACGACAGUCCAGGUAGGGCAGACACAGUCUUCAGGUCAGUCGGGGCCUCGGAGCCACUUCGACUUCCCCAGCGUCUCUGGUACAUCCGAGACAGCACAGGUGGCCAUCUACCGGAAGGUGGGCACUUGCACCGUUGAGUUCAAUCCUUCGGCGGCUGAGCGCGUGUCCUGCCAAGUCCAGCCGGAGGGAGAGCUCAAGACCCUUGACUUGACGCUGCAGUCGAGCCCCGCCCAAUCCGAUCUCUCUUGGAAUAACUUCUUUGGAUGGUGCAACUCGUCUGCUGAAAGUGCAGAUACGGCAGCCAGCGUCAGUGCAGUGCCGGUCUCCGAGGGCGCCGUUGUGGUGCCCUACGGAUCAGGGCCAAGAAUGCUGGUCCUCACCGACGUGGGCGAGGAGAUCGAUGACGAAGCCGCACUUUGGCUGCUCCAUCAGCAUCUCAACGCCUCUCCCACCCUGGAGGCGGACAUCGUGUUUGUGACCGGCUCCCCUUUAGAGCGAGCCACGAGAUGGGCACAAGUCUUGAACUCCCUGCCAGAGAACCAUGUCCUCACCGAGAGGAUCCAGUACUAUGUGGGGCCAACGACUUCUAGGCACAUGCGGUACCGGAUGAUGGCCGAUGCCGCCGAGUUGUUGAGUGCUGGCUUGGCCACGUUGAUCAACAAGCCCUUUCUUGGAGGUGAGUAUGACGUGGUCCUGCAGAUUUCGCCGAUUUCAGGCUUCUCGUCGGAUUUCGCGAACCCGCCGACCGGGCCCCUCGGAGCGCUGGCGCAUGUGGUUCCAAGACCGGGUGCCAAAGGCUUGACCUACAUCGUGGUCGGCGGGGAGGGUGCAACCAACUUCCCCCGGGACGAGCUGCACAUAGGCUUCAAGAAGUACAUGCAAGAGAAGGGGUUUGCUGCGGUGCACGUGGAGAAGGCCAACUACUUGAACUGGGAGAAAGCAAUGUUCGAGACCUUUCCUCCGAAGCUGACGGAGCUCGUCCUGGAUGACGAGUGGAACAAGGCCGUUGGCCGAAUACCACCCAUGGUCGCAAACCUCUUUGUCCGCUUUCGCGUGAACACCCUCGUGAACUACGAGGUUGUGGAUCGUGCCUUUGCAGCCUUUGAGGAGGAUCUACGAGGAACGCCGGACUAUGUUCGUGCAACGAAGUGGUUUAUGUCUGUGGAGAAGAAAGUGCUCCAGAACAUCCGGGAGACCUACGUCAAGAUUUCACGCGAGUCAGACAACAAGUCUAAAGACUGCUUUGGCAACGGCGCCGUCAGUGAGAAGGUGAAAGGUAUGAAGAUGUCCUGGGAGUCGAUUUGCUCCCGUGUUUGUGUCAGAGACAUCUUGGCAAGCACCGACAUCACGGAGACGACCUUCUCCAAGCAGACCGUGGAUGACAUCCUGGGGUACGCGAUAACCCACAUGACCAGCAAGCUCCUGAAGAUCUAUGCAUUCAACAGGUACGUCAGUGGGCGCGACCCUGACAUUGCACAGUUGGAGCCGUAUCUCCUUGGGACGAAGGACACCUCGGCCAUGGACUUCCGAAACUUCCCCGAGCUGCACGGCGAUAUCUCUGCAAUCCAGAAAGAGGUGGUCGGGAAUCCGAUGUACGACCCGGCCGGCAUGCUCGUGGGAUUGGUCUUGAUGAGCGCGGAUGAGGAACAGGCUUGGCAUGGGGAAUGUGGAAGUUGGGCGGGUCUGUAG
Messenger RNA from Symbiodinium natans, 2328 nucleotides. The record is from the annotation of a GenBank genome assembly. NCBI's taxonomy places the organism in Eukaryota, Dinophyceae, Suessiales, Symbiodiniaceae.